This is a messenger RNA of Acinonyx jubatus (cheetah), 4798 nucleotides long. RefSeq names its product pyridoxal dependent decarboxylase domain containing 1 (gene PDXDC1). The record is from RefSeq and is a predicted model, not a curated record. The transcript is spliced from 23 exons. Gene Ontology annotation, biological process: carboxylic acid metabolic process. Gene Ontology annotation, cellular component: intracellular membrane-bounded organelle. NCBI's taxonomy places the organism in Eukaryota, Metazoa, Chordata, Mammalia, Carnivora, Felidae. Gene Ontology annotation, molecular function: pyridoxal phosphate binding; carbon-carbon lyase activity. Bases 1011 to 3332 code for a protein of 773 amino acids.
CAUGCACAAGCAGGGGAGGAGGCAAAGGGAGGAAAAGAGAGAAUCCCAAGCAGCCUCCAUGCUCAGCAUGGACCCUGAUGUGGGGCUCAGUCCCAUGACCCUGGGAUUGACCUGAGCAGAAAUCAAGAGUCAGACACUCAAGUGACUGAGCCACCCAGGUGCCCCGUAUUGAUAUCUCUAAAGAGAAUAUAUGAGAGUGAAAUGGCUUUAUCCAUAAAAGUUUCUUGCAAGUACUGAAUUGUGAUUUAAUAGCUGGAGAGAGAAAAGGCAGAAAGGCAUUUCAGACAUGGCAAGUGUUAAAAGCAUCAAACAUCGAGGUGUGGUUGAUCAAGCAAAACUGUUUGUCUUUUCCUUUGGCCAAAUGAUUGGGGAAACACUGGAGUGUCACAGGAGGUGAGAAUAAUAAGGAACGUGGCCGUAGACUGAGGAGUUAAGAUAAAUUCUCUAGAGCAUUAUCUGUUCCUCGUAUCCCACUCAUGAUCAUUAGCUGAGAACACUGAGACCAUUUUAGAUGGCAUUCUAACCCAUCUCAUGGUUACAUUUAAAUUGUGGAGUUGGUUGUAAACACCAUUUUUAGAAUGAUUUUUCUGUCUUGUGUAAAAAUCAUAUUGGACAUGGCUACAUGCUUAUUUUUGUAAUCCCUUUUGGGAGUCACUGUGAUGUAAUAGAAAAGGAGCCAGGAAACCCGGGGUCUGGCACCACUCCACCAUCUGUUAGCUCUGUGACCUUAGGCCACUCGCUUCACCUCUCUGAGUCUUAGUCCUCACUUAUAAAAUGGCAGACCGGACCUUUACAUGUUAUACUUUCUUUGCUUUCUUUUCAUUAAUUUUCUUCUUAUUGUUAUGAAACGGAUCUGAUCUCCUUAACGGAGGGUUGGGAGCUGAAAGCCCCACCUGCCUACCCAUCCGCACUUUUCCAGAGUUCUUCCCAAGAGUCCUAAGACUCAGAAGAACACAAGUGGAGAAUCCCUGGACCACAUCCCUAAGAUAGCAGACCCUACACUGGCUGAGAUGGGGAAGAACUUGAAGGAGGCCAUGAAGAUGUUGGAACACAGUCAGAGAAGAACAGAGGAGGAAAAUGGGAAGAAGCUGGUAUCAGGAGAUAUUCCGGGGCCGCUCCAAGGCAGUGGACAAGAUAUGGUGAGCAUCCUCCAGCUAGUUCAGAAUCUGAUGCACGGAGAGGAAGAGGAGGAGUCCCAGAGCCCCCGAAUCCAGAAUAUUGGAGAACAAGGUCAUAUAGCUUUGUUGGGGCAUAGUCUGGGAGCUUAUAUUUCAACUCUGGACAAAGAGAAGCUCAGAAAACUCACAACUAGGAUACUAUCAGACACUACUUUGUGGCUGUGCAGGAUUUUCAGGUAUGAAAACGGCUGCGCUUAUUUCCACGAAGAGGAAAGAGAAGGACUGGCAAAGAUCUGUAGGCUUGCUCUUCACUCUUGUUACGAAGACUUCGUAGUGGACGGCUUCAACGUGCUGUAUAACAAGAAGCCUGUUAUAUACCUUAGUGCUGCUGCUAGGCCUGGCCUGGGCCAGUACCUUUGUAAUCAGCUCGGCUUGCCCUUCCCCUGCCUGUGCCGCGUGCCCUGUAACACUAUGUUUGGAUCCCAGCACCAGAUGGAUGUUGCCUUCUUGGAGAAACUGAUUAAAGAGGAUCUAGAACGAGGAAAACUGCCCCUUUUGCUUGUAGCGAAUGCCGGAACCGCGGCAGUAGGGCACACAGAUAAGAUUGGGCGUUUGAAAGAACUCUGCGAGCAGUAUGGCAUAUGGCUGCACGUGGAGGGUGUGAAUCUGGCAACAUUGGCCCUAGGUUAUGUCUCCUCGUCAGUGUUGGCUGCAACCAAGUGUGACAGCAUGACAUUGACUCCGGGCCCGUGGCUGGGUUUGCCGGCCGUCCCUGCAGUCACCCUUUAUAAACACGACGAUCCUGCCUUGACUUUAGUUGCCGGUCUUACAUCAAACAAGCCAGCAGAUAAGCUCCGUGCCCUGCCGCUGUGGUUGUCUUUACAGUACUUGGGGCUUGAUGGGAUUGUGGAGAGGAUUAAGCACGCCUGCCAGCUGAGUCAACGGUUACAAGAGAGUUUGAAGAAAGUGAACCACAUCAAAAUCUUGGUGGAAGAUGAGCUCAGCUCUCCAGUAGUGGUGUUCAGAUUUUUCCAGGAAUUACCAGGCUCAGAUCCAGUGCCGACAGCUGUCCCGGUGCCUAACAUGGCACCUUCAACGGUCGGCCGGGAGAGACAUUCCUGUGAUGCCCUGAACCGCUGGCUGGGAGAGCAGCUGAAGCAGCUGGUGCCUGCAAGCGGCCUCACCGUCAUGGACCUGGAAGUGGAGGGUGUGUGCAUUCGGUUCAGCCCCUUGACGACAGCAGCAGUUUUAGGAACUCGGGGAGAGGACGUGGAUCAGCUGGUAGCCUGCAUCCAGAGCAAGCUGCCGGUCCUGACCUGCACGCUGCAGCUGCGGGAGGAGUUCAAACAGGAGGUGACAGGGACUGCGGGCCUCUUAUACGUCGAUGACCCCAACUGGCCCGGCAUAGGGGUUGUCAGGUAUGAACAUGCUAAUGAUGAUAAGAGCAGUUUGAAAUUAGAUCCGGAAGGGGAAAAAAUCCAUGCUGGACUCCUGAAAAAGUUAAAUGAACUGGAAUCCGACCUUACAUUUAAAAUGGGCCCGGAGUACAAAAGCAUGAAGAGCUGUAUUUACGUUGGGAUGGCAAGCGACGACGUGGACAUUUCUGAACUGGUGGAGACCAUUGCGGUCACAGCCCGAGAAAUCGAGGAAAACUCAAGGCUUCUGGAAAACAUGACGGAGGUGGUUCGGAAAGGGAUUCAGGAAGCUCAGGUUCAGCUGCAGAAGGCGAACGAGGAGCGGCUGCUGGAAGAGGGGGUGCUGCGGCAGAUCCCUGUCGUGGGAUCCGUACUCAAUUGGUUUUCUCCGGUACAAGCUUCACAGAAGGGGAGAACCUUCAACUUAACGGCAGGCUCCCUGGAGUCCACGGAACACACGUACGUCUACAAGGCGCAAGGCGCGGGGGUCACGCCACCGCAGACGCCCUCGGGCACUCGCGCCAAGCAGAGACUUCCAGGCCAGAAGCCUUUUAAGAGGUCUCUGAGAGGUUCCGAUGCUCUGAGCGAGACCAGCUCAGUCAGUCACGUUGAAGACUUAGAAAAGCUGGAGCAUCUGUCCGGGGCGCCGGAGCCAGAUGGCCUGGAGCCUAGCGGCCCCGAGCCACACCCCGGGGCUCCCCCUCCGCAGGAGGCUGAGCGGACGGGGGCCUUCCAGAAUGGGGCCCAGCGCCCGGAAGAUGACCAUCCACAGGUAGAAGAACCGGAGAGCUUAAGAUAAAAUCCAGUGUUUGCUUUGAGACUGUACCGGGUGUUGUUUCAGGGAAGAUGAAGCUGUACUGAAAACGUGAGCCGUGCCACAGCUAACGCAAGAGAAAUGACUGUUGUUUGUCCUUCGCUGGGAUUUUUGCACAAAUUUGUGCCUGAAAGCCAGGCUUUUUAGACGGGCAGUUGAUUGGUCUCAUUGGAUGGGUCUGUAGCAUGACAGCUGGGGUUCCUGCCCACGUCCUUGUAGGUGGUACCAUUUCUCCCCCACGUUCCCAUAAACACUCGUUGUUCACAAAGAACACUUAGAAUUCCAAGUGCCCGCCACUUGAAAUGCUUGCGCUUAUUUUUCUAAAACCUAAGCGUAAGCCGUGACGAGGUUACAUACAACUUUUCGUUAAGUCAGCUCUAGAACCUUCCGGGUCCUCUGUUGUGCUGCUGCACCAGAGAGGCAGCGCAGUCUCCGCCAUCUGUUUGGGUCAGCGUUCAGUGUGGGCAGGCCGCGGGGUACGGCGGGCUCGGCGCGAUGCCGACCUGAGCCCGAGCUGCUCCCGCCGCCCCUGCCGCUGCUUCCGAGGUGUAGACAGGAGCGUGCACUCUGGCUGGGGCAGGGCCGUGGGCAAGCCACUUCCCUCUGCCCUGAGUCCAUUCCUCCCUUUAUAUACUAUUUGUAGACAAAUUAAAGGAUUAUCUAUUAAGAGUAACUGUAAAACUCUUGGCCAUAUAUAUGUAUAUUUUUAAAUACUGGUAAAGCUUUUAAAUUGGCACACAGAUACACACUGUGCUCGUUUCUAUGUUUAAUAUCUGAAAAGCCGACAGACGCGAGUCUUGACCUGAUACUAACUCUGCUGUGGAGCACCCAGUUAUGUUUCAACCCUAAAAUAAGUAUACCUUUGACCUGUUUUACAUGGCAGUGUGUGUGGCUUCUCCCCACGAGCAGCUCACCCCUUUGGGCCCAACUCAGAGACGACCUGGGCCCUCGGUCUGGUGAAGCCAGACCACUGCUGAGAUACUGGAAGCGAGUGCUUAAUUACUGCCUCUUUCUACUUUUCCAGAAGUCCUGCACCUCUUCGUUUUCAUAGGUAAAGGUCCCUGAGCCUUUAGUCCAGCAAAGUCAAGCUUUGGGACGCCUCAAGACGGUGGGGGUUCACACUGGGCUGGGGACUGUUGUGUUGGAAGCCUUAGGUACACCACAUUAAGCCUAUAAUUAGACACCGAUUUGAUGUGAUUUCUGACUUUUGGCACUUGUCAAAAUGCAACUUUUUUUUCGGUGCAGAUGAUUAAAAGUCUUCCCUGUUUAUUUGGUGCAAUGAAGUAUAGCAGAUAAAAUGGGGAAAGGGGACAUUAUCACCUUUAACAAGAUUAAUUUUUCAAUGUUUUUAUAUAUAUUUGGAAUUGCUAAAUUGGUUUUGCUGAAACAGAAUUUCACCCUUAAGAUACUAUUUGAAUGUUGGUUUCAAUAAAGGUUCUUGAAAUUGUUAA